Messenger RNA from Galeopterus variegatus (Sunda flying lemur), 3531 nucleotides. RefSeq names its product toll-like receptor 3 (gene TLR3). Gene Ontology annotation, biological process: inflammatory response; toll-like receptor signaling pathway; immune response. The transcript is spliced from 5 exons. Gene Ontology annotation, molecular function: transmembrane signaling receptor activity; protein binding. Gene Ontology annotation, cellular component: membrane. The coding region runs from base 200 to 2917 and encodes 905 amino acids. The record is from RefSeq and is a predicted model, not a curated record. Lineage: Eukaryota; Metazoa; Chordata; Mammalia; Dermoptera; Cynocephalidae.
AUUGUUGGUUUUUUCCCCCCUCCCCUUGUCCUCCUUGGAAUGCACCGUAUGGAAAAGCCUUUUUGUUUUUCUGUGUAAUUUUACUUUCACUUUCGAGAUUGCAGUAAACUUGCCACACACAUUUCCCUGAUGAAAACAUCUGGAUUUUGGACUAAUGAAAAAAGGAACAGCCAGCAGCCAUCAGAAUAAGUAAAGAAUCAUGAGACAGAGUCUGCCUUAUCAUAUCUACUUCUUUGGGGGACUGUUGCCCUUUUGGAUUCUGUGCACACCCUCUACCAACAAAUGCACUGUUAGAGAUGCAAUGGCUGAUUGCAGUCACCUGAAGUUGACUCAAGUGCCUGAUGACCUCCCCACAAACAUAACAGUGUUGAAUCUUAGCCAUAAUCAACUCAAGAGGUUACCUCCUGCCAAUUUUACAAGAUAUAGCCAACUCACUAUACUGGAUGGAGGAUUUAACUCUAUCUCAAAACUGGAGCCAGAAUUGUGCCAAAACCUCCCCUUGUUGAAAGUUUUGAACCUCCAACACAAUGAGCUAUCUCAACUUUCUGAUAAAACCUUUGUCUUCUGCGUGAAUUUGACUGAACUCCAUCUGAAGUCCAACUCAAUCCAGAAAAUUAAAAAUAAUCCCUUUAAAAACCAGAAGAAUUUAGCCAAAUUAGAUUUGUCUCAUAAUGGUUUAUCAUCUACAAAAUUAGGAACUCAGCUCCAACUGGGAAAUCUCCAAGAGCUUCUAUUAUCAAAUAAUAAAAUUAAUGCACUGAGAGGUGAAGAACUUGAUUUCCUUGCCAAUUCCUCUUUAAAAAAAUUAGAGUUGUCAUCAAAUCAAAUUAAAGAGUUCUCUCCAGGGUGUUUUAAUGCGGUUGGAAAAUUAUUUGGUCUCUUUCUGAACAAUGUCCGACUGGGCCCCAGUCUCACAGAGAAGCUUUGUUUGGAAUUAUCAAACACAAGCAUUCAGAAUCUGUCUCUGAGCAACACCCAGCUGUACAGAACCAGCAAUACGACUUUCAUUGGACUAAAGCAGACAAAUCUCACCACGCUUGAUCUUUCCUAUAACAGCUUAAAUGUGAUUGAUGAUGGCUCCUUUGCUUGGCUUCCACAUCUAGAAUAUCUUAUUUUGGAGUAUAAUAAUAUAGAGCAUUUGUCUUCUCACUCCUUUUGUGGGCUUUCCAAUGUGAGACACCUGAAUUUAAAACGAUCUUUUAGUAAACAAAGUAUUUCUCUUGCUUCACUCCCCAAGAUUGAUGAUUUUUCCUUUCAGUGGCUAAAAUCUUUGGAGUACCUUAAUAUGGAAGAUAAUGAUAUUCCAGACAUAAAAAGCAAUAUGUUCACGGGACUGAUAAAUCUGAAAUACUUAAGUCUUUCCAACUCCUUCACAAGUUUGCGAACUUUAACAAAUGAAACAUUUUUGUCACUUGCUGGUUCUCCUUUACACACACUCAACCUAACCAAAAAUAAAAUCUCAAAAAUAGAGAGUGGUGCUUUCUCUUGGUUGGGCCACCUAAAGACACUUGACCUUGGCCUUAAUGAAAUUGGGCAAGAACUCACGGGCCAGGAAUGGAGAGGUCUAGAAAAUAUUUUUGAAAUCUAUCUUUCCUACAAUAAAUACCUACAACUGACUAGCAGCUCCUUUGCCUUGGUCCCAAGCCUUCAACGACUGAUGCUCCGAAGGGUGGCCCUUACAAAUGUGGAUAGCUCUCCUUCACCGUUCCACCCUCUUCAUAACUUGAUCAUUCUGGAUCUAAGCAACAACAAUAUAGCUAACAUAAAUGAUGAAAUGUUGGAGGGCCUCAAGAAACUAGAAAUUCUGGAUUUGCAGCAUAACAACCUAGCACGGCUCUGGAAACAUGCAAACCCUGGUGGUCCUGUUUAUUUUCUAAAGGGUCUUUCUCACCUCCACAUCCUUAACUUAGAGUCUAAUGGCUUUGAUGAGAUCCCAGCUGAGGUCUUCAAGGACUUAUCUGAACUAAAGAGCAUUGAUUUAGGAUUGAAUAAUUUAAACAUACUUCCACCAUCUGUCUUUGACAAUCAGGUAUCUCUAAAGUCAUUGAGUCUUCAGAAGAAUCUCAUAACGUCAGUUGAGAAGAAUGUUUUUGGACCAGCUUUCAAGAACCUGAGUAAUUUAGAUAUGCGCUUUAAUCCAUUCGAUUGUACGUGUGAAAGUAUUGCUUGGUUUGUUAGCUGGAUUAAUGAGACCCAUACCAACAUCUCUGAACUAUCAAGUCAUUACCUCUGUAAUACUCCCCCUCAAUACCAUGGGUUCCCAGUGAUGCUUUUUGAUAUAUCAGCCUGCAAAGACAGUGCCCCCUUUGAACUUCUUUUCAUAAUCAAUACUAGUAUCAUAUUGAUUUUUAUCUUUAUUGUACUGCUCAUACACUUUGAGGGCUGGAGGAUAUCUUUUUAUUGGAACGUUUCAGUGCACCGGGUCCUUGGUUUCAAAGAAAUAGACAGACAGCCAGAGCAGUAUGAAUAUACAGCAUAUAUUAUUCAUGCCCAAAAAGAUAGGGAUUGGGUCUGGGAACACUUCUCCCCGAUGGAAGAGAAAGAUCAAUCUCUCAAAUUUUGUCUGGAAGAAAGGGACUUUGAGGCAGGCAUCCUUGAACUCGAAGCAAUUGUUAAUAGCAUCAAAAAGAGUAGAAAAAUCAUUUUUAUUAUAACACAUCAUCUGUUGAAAGAUCCAUUAUGCAAAAGAUUCAAGGUACACCAUGCAGUUCAGCAAGCUAUUAAACGAAAUCUGGAUUCCAUUAUAUUGAUUUUUCUUGAGGAGAUUCAAGAUUAUAAAUUGAACCAUGCACUCCGUUUGAGAAGAGGAAUGUUUAAAUCUCACUGCAUCUUGAACUGGCCAGUUCAGAAAGAACGGAUAAACGCCUUUCAUCAUAAACUGCAGGUAGCACUUGGAUCCAGAAAUACAGUACAUUAGAUUUAUUUAAAGAUUAAAUUAGAAAAGGAGUAACUUUCCCAAUUUAAAAAGUUCCAUGGUACAUUUAAGUUUUCCUUGAAAGUAAUGAAAUCUGUUUAUUUAUAUUUAUAGGUAAUGGUAUUAUAUCACAAUUAUAUGUCUUCUACAGAAAUACGUCUCCCCAUUUCAGUCCUCUUAUUGACAAUUGACUUAAUUUGACCCAAAAUAAACAUGUAAGCAUAUAAGAACAUCCUCUACUAAUGAGUACGCAAUUGGUCACUGAGGCCUAUGGCAGCUUAAAAGAGAUUAAAAAUAUUUCUUAUUUAAAGAAAAGUUUUAGUUACAUGAGGGCUUGUGAUAAUCAUUUUCUGAAUACAUUUAUAGUAGAAUGAAUAAUAAUUGUUUUAAUGGGUAUAAUGCUACUUUAAUUGUAAAAGAGUAAACUAUUUAGCACAUUUAAAAAAAAUUAUAGUACUUUGUCAAUUGAAAAGCUCUGUAUUUUAGAUGUGCCUGUCCCAGUGAUGAUUUUUUCAAUGUUAAAUGCCUUUUUAAUAUGCAUACCAAAGGGCUGAAAACAUUUGCAAUUUGUUUUGAUUACUUAAUGAAAUAAAUAUUUUAAUAAAUGCUUACUUGCA